Messenger RNA from Pelagomonas calceolata, 1932 nucleotides. The record is from the annotation of a GenBank genome assembly. NCBI's taxonomy places the organism in Eukaryota, Pelagophyceae, Pelagomonadales, Pelagomonadaceae.
AUGAACAUGGACUUCGCCGCCUUGUCAAGGAUGGCCAAGGACGCCACAACGAAGGCCAAAGCUACAGCGACGAAGCUGGCCGAACAGGCGAAGGAGCGCCUCGAAGACACCGAGGGUAACAAGCAAAUGAUGCAGCAGUUCGCCGAGAAGGUUGGAAGAACGCUAGAUGAGUUUAUCGAUGAGGCCCCGGGUCCCGACCAAUCAAAGAUCAUCGACUUGACGUACGUCACGGACCGUUUCGUAACGAUGGGCUUUCCCGCGUCUCGCCGAGGCGCUCCUGGUAGCGCCGCAGCCAGAGCUUGUGCUAAUCCUAUCACAGCCGUCGCGAAACACCUGAAGACUUAUCAUGACGGCCACUUCAUGGUUCUUAAUGUGAGCGAAGAAACCUACGACUACCGACGGUUUGAAGAUAAUGUCCUCGAGUUCAAGUUCCCGGGGCAUCCCGCGCCGCCGCUGGGCAUGUUGGUGAAGAUAUGUACGACGCUAGAGUCGUGGCUGGACGCGGACCACGAGAACGUGGUUGCGGUCCACUGUCUCACUGGUAGGGGUAGAACUUCUGUCGUAGUAGCUUGCGCUCUCGCUUGGUUGGGAGAAUUCGAGGCGAACCCCGUCGUGGCGCUGAGGCAUGUCGCUGAGCGCAGGAAGGAUGAUGUGGAGAGAUUAACCAUACCUUCGCAGAGGAGAUACGUCGGCUAUUUCGCGAACGUGUUGGAUGGGUGUGCGCCGCGCGGCGAACCCCUACUCUUGAGAAGGUGCAUCAUGCACACCAUACCCAAUUUUGGCAGUCAAGACAAACCUGGGUGUCGACCGUACCUGCAAUUCUUCCGGAGCGGUAAGCUAGCACACACAGCCAGGUGGGAAGGCUCGCAAGAUGACAAAUCGUGGGCGGCACCCUCUGAGGGUUCGUUGGUCUUCCCUGUGGAUUGUGUGGUGCACGGCGACUUGUUAGUACGAUGCAGACACGUCGACGAUCGAGAGCGAAGGACCUCCAUGUUUAGGGCGGCCCUACACGUCGGUUUCGCACCUACAGGUGUUUUGAGAUUAACGAGGGACCAGCUCGACGGCGCGUGCGGCGACGACCGCUUCGAUGGGGACUUUUUUGUCGACUUAAUUUUUGAGGCGUGUAGCGGCAGUGCUCAAGCCCUCGAGACAGGAGUGUCGAAUGAGGAAGGAGGCUUCUCGGCGGCGUACGACGCCUUGUUGGCCAAGGACUCGGCCUUCUGGAAGGACGUCGAGGAUCGGAAGAGACGCGCGCAGCAACGACGGGCGUCGCGGCCCGCGCGGACGGCGAACGCUCGAGCUGCCGAGGCGGCCGCGGCGGCGCCUGAACCUCUGAGGAGAGCACCAUCACCUCGGACCAAAAAGCAAGAAGGUCCAGUGUUUGCUAUUGGCGAGGAGACUCCGUCUGAAAAACCAAAAACGCAGACGACGCCGGACUUGCUGGACACUGAUGAUCUAGUCCGGCAGCUCGCCGACGCGGACGCUUUAUUUGGUUCGGGAGACCCGGCGCCGUCGCUGCUGGAACUGCAACAGCUCGCGGACGCGCCGCCGAUGAGCGACGACUUCGCUGCGUUCGCGUCGACGCCGCCUGUUGAAGAGUUUGCUUCUUUUGAGUCCGCGCCGGCCGCGGCGCCCGCGCCCGCUGCGCCGCCGCCCGCGCCGCCGCCAGCACCGCCGGCGCCCGCGCCUGCAACGAUGACGCCGUCGAAGGACCCGUUCGGCGCCUUCGCGUCGGCCGCCGCGCCGCCGCCGGCACCGGCGCCGCCGCGGCCGCCGAGCCCCGGCCGGCGCGACACGACGGACAUCCUCGCCGACCUCGAGGAGGUUCUGGGGGAUGCGCCGGCUUCCGCGGCCGCGCCGGCGCCCGCGGACGCGGCCUUCGACGUCGACGACUUCGAGUCGUUCCUCGACGGGUUGGACGGCGGCAAGUAA